Molecule: messenger RNA, 2739 nt
Organism: Lactuca sativa (garden lettuce)
Lineage: Eukaryota; Viridiplantae; Streptophyta; Magnoliopsida; Asterales; Asteraceae
Source: RefSeq, a predicted model, not a curated record
GCCUCGUCGACCUUGGUUCAAGCCCGGCGGUGUUUCUUCUCCUUGAUUACUUAGUCUACUCGUCAAUCUUCGAUCCUAAGAAACCGACCUACGUCUUCCUUCCUCCAUUUUUUAUCUCCUUUUUCUCCCAUUUCCAUUUCUCAAAAAAGCGACAAAGCUGCACUGAGAUAUCCUGACGAAUUAGGGCUUAAUCGUUUUCGCAUAAUUCGAUUUGAUCUCUCUGUGUUUCGACAAUGGCGGGGAGGUCGAGAUCAUCGAUGACGAUGACCGUCACAAACACGCCGGCCAAAGAUCUCGCGUAUACGAAUUGCGCAUAUGUUUCCCCUUCCGAUCUUCGUCAAUUUGCUGUUCCUGGAUCCAAUCUCGCUCUCGCACUUGUUGGUGACGUGUUCGUUCUGUCUAUAGCUGCCUACGAUACCAUACAAAGUGGGCAAAUUGGUCUUAAUGCCAUCCAACGACGUCAUGCAAGAGUUUCUACUGGAGAUUCAGUAUCUGUUAGCAGGUUUGUCCCACCUGAAGAUUUCAACAUUGCCUUACUUACCCUCGAGUUGGAAUUUGUUAAAAAAGGGAACAAAGAAGAACAGGUUGAUGCUAUUGUUUUAGCUCAAAAGAUACGUGAAAGAUUUAUAAACCAGGUUAUGACAGCUGGACAAAGGGUAACUUUUGAGUUUAUUGGCAAUGGUUAUAUCUUCACAGUCACCCAAGUUGCUGUGGAAGGCCAGGACAAAACAGACAUUGAAAGAGGCAUGCUUUCAUCUGAUUCAUACAUUGUCUUUGAAGCCUCAAACUCUAGUGGAAUAAAGAUUGUGAAUCAACGUGAGGCUGCUAGCAGCAAUAUCUUCAGACACAAGGAGUUUAAUCUUCAAUCAUUGGGCAUAGGUGGUUUAAGCAAUGAAUUUGCAGAUAUUUUUAGAAGAGCUUUUGCCUCUAGGGUUUUCCCUCCACAUGUGGCAAGCAAAUUGGGUGUAAAGCAUGUGAAGGGAAUGCUGUUAUAUGGUCCACCUGGCACUGGGAAGACUCUAAUGGCUCGUCAAAUUGGAAAGAUGUUAAAUGGAAGAGACCCAAAGAUUGUAAAUGGGCCUGAAGUGUUGAGUAAGUUUGUUGGUGAAACUGAAAAAAAUGUAAGAGACUUAUUUGCUGAUGCUGAACAAGAUCAAAGAUCACGAGGAGAUCAAAGCGACUUACAUGUCAUCAUUUUCGAUGAAAUUGAUGCAAUUUGCAAGUCUAGAGGUUCUACUAGGGAUGGCACAGGAGUGCACGAUAGCAUUGUUAAUCAGCUCCUUACAAAGAUAGAUGGUGUGGAAGCACUGAACAAUGUGUUGCUCAUUGGUAUGACAAACAGAAAGGAUCUGCUUGAUGAAGCUCUUUUGAGGCCUGGUCGUUUAGAAGUCCAAGUGGAAAUCAGCCUUCCUGAUGAAAAUGGUCGUCUCCAAAUUCUUCAAAUUCACACAAACAAGAUGAAAGAGAAUUCUUUCCUUGCUCCAGAUGUCAACUUACAAGAACUUGCUGCAAGAACAAAGAACUACAGUGGAGCAGAACUUGAAGGUGUGGUGAAAAGUGCGGUUUCUUAUGCACUGAAUCGCCAGCUCAGCCUUGAUGAUCUUACCAAAAAAGUAGAUGAGGAAAGCAUAAAAGUCACCAUGGAUGAUUUCUUGAAUGCUCUUCAUGAAGUUAUUCCAGCAUUUGGUGCUUCCAUGGAUGGCCUUGAACGUUGCAGACUGAAUGGAAUAGUUGACUGUGGUCAGAAACAUGAUCACAUCUUCAAAAGAACAAUGCUAUUAGCAGAACAAGUUAAAGUUAGCAGAGGUAGUCCACUUGUCACAGUUCUUCUAGAAGGUCCUAGUGGCAGUGGUAAGACUGCAAUGGCAGCUUCUGUUGGUAUUGGUAGUGAUUUCCCAUAUGUGAAAAUCAUUUCGGCUGAAUCAAUGAUUGGCAUCAGUGAAGCCAGUAAAUGUGCACAGAUUGUCAAGGUAUUUGAGGAUGCUUACAAGUCAACACUGAGCAUUAUUAUCCUUGAUGAUAUUGAAAGACUACUGGAAUAUGUUGCUAUUGGACCUCGUUUUUCAAACUUGAUUUCUCAGACACUGAUGGUCCUCCUCAAACGCCUUCCACCCAAGGGUAAAAAUAUGCUGGUGAUUGGAACAACAAGUGAGGUGAACUUCCUGGAGUCGGUUGGCCUUUGUGAUGCUUUCUCAGUCACCUACCAUGUUCCUACAUUGAAAACCGAAGAUGCUAAAAAGGUAUUGCAACAACUUAAAGUGUUCUCGGAGGAUGAUGUGGAUUCUGCAGCUGAGGCUCUUAAUGAUAUGCCGAUCAAGAGGCUGUAUAUGGUGGUGGAGAUGGCGGCACAGGGAGAAUCCGGUGGAAGUGCGGAAGCUAUUUAUGCCGGAAGGGAAACAAUUCAAAUCUCACAUUUCUAUGAGUGCCUACAAGAUAUUGUCCGUUACUAAGCCUUGUGGGGCCCGGGAAGUACACCCUUUUCUUCCUCUUCAUAUAUAUAUAUAUAUAUAAUAUAGACCUGGUUUUGAUUUUUAUGGAAAACUGGAGUUUUGUUUUGUUUUGUUUUGUUUUGUGUUUAUUUAUUUUUUCCCUACAUUUGUUUUGGGUUAUAGCAACCACGUGACGAUUUGACAGCACAGUUUAGUAAUUACUUUGUGUGAGAAUAUAGCAGAUUCAUAGCUGCUGCUAAUUUGUAUGUGUUGACUGUUAUUGGUUUUAAAAGCUGGAAUUUUGGUAAAA